CUACACAGAGAUGAGGAACAGUCGGCCAGUGAGUACUGCCGUGACGCUGGAGGUGCCUCUCAGUCUGGACAUGCUGACCACCGGGCAAUUGGAUGGACAAGCAAGUUUUGAUGUGGACAUUGGUAACCUUAAAGUUGCCACCCAGUACAGAGUUAGUGUUGGUGCGUAUGGAUGGGCAGGCGAGGGCCGACCUAGCAUGCCCAGGGACAUCAGCACUUCUUUACAAGAGAUGUGUAUGCCUCCGUCCCCUCCCACUCAGCCCACUGUCGCGGCCGUAUCGGACACAGAGCUUGCGUUGUCGUGGACACAGGGUGAGAGUGAGGGAAGUGCACCAGUUCUACACUUUCUUGUUGCUUACAUCAGGCCUGAGAUGGACACAGAGUGGACCUACAUCAGGGAGCCCAUUGAAGCCAACUCCAUGGUACUGAAAGGGUUAAGCCCCGACACGGAGUACCAGUUUGUGGUCCGAGCCGCCAACGUCCAUGGAGUGAGCCCUCCCAGCGCCAUCAACAACCCCAUCCGCACCCCUGGCACAGCAGAGGUUGGCAGCAGCGGCCAUGGCCAGCGCUACAUCACAGACGGCAAGAUCAAAGAUGAAGACGGAUUUGACAUAGACGACUCUGACUACGAUGUCUUCAUUGAGGAGCUGAAGCCGUUCCCUGCCAUUCCCAACGGUGACAACCAGAGAUCCCAGCUCCGUUCCCGGUCUGGAACGCCGUCCUCUCAGCCAGGCGGGAACGUCAUCUACAGGAUGGGCACGGCCGCACCCAACGCCAUCCUCCUCCCCUCACCCCCCUCUGACCCAGAGCUGGGCUCCCCACUUACCCCCGUCACCCCUGAGCUGAUCACCAUKAGCCCCACCACCGACAGCCCUUCCCCCACCACCCUGCCUCCCACCACCCCCACGCCCCCCAUGACCCAGUGGAUGGGCCCCGUGCCCAGGCUCUACGACCUAGCCUGUGAGGACACGGUGUGCCCCCCCGACAGCUUCUGCCUCAGUGACUACGACAGCGGAGGCUCCCGUUGCCACUGCAACCUGGGCCGCAGUGGUGACAUCUGCUCCUACGGAGUGACGGUGCAGUUCCCAAGGUUCUAUGGCCACUCCCACAUGACCUUUGAACCUCUGAAGAACUCUUACCAGACAUUUCAGAUGACCCUUGAAUUCAAGGCAGACUCGGAGGAUGGCUUGUUGCUGUACUGUGGGGAGAAUGAGCAUGGCCGUGGAGACUUCACCUCUCUGGCUCUUGUACGAGGCAAGCUGCAUUACAGGUUUAACUGUGGCACUGGGGCAGCUCAGAUAGUCAGCGAGACUCGCAUGGUGCCGGGACAGUGGCACACUGUCACCGUAUUCAGGGACGGCAUGAGUGGCUGGCUGAGAAUGGACAACGAUACGCCCGUUUCAGGACGCUCACAGGGACAGUACACCAAGAUCACAUUCCGAAGCCCGUUGUACGUGGGAGGGGCUCCCAGUGCCUAUUGGUUGGUCAGGGCCACAGGGAGCAACCGGGGCUUUCAGGGCUGCAUCCAGAGCCUGACCGUCAACAACAAGGCCACGGAUCUCAGACCCUGGCCCCUAGGCAGCGCUCUGAGCGGGGCAGACAUCGGUGACUGCAGUGACAGUGUGUGUGAGAUGAUCACCUGCGACAACAGAGGGAUCUGCUUUGCCAACCGAGCGGACGGGUACAUCUGUCUGUGCCCUCUGGGCUUCAGAGGCAUGCUCUGUGAAGAGAGUUUCCUGCUGUCUCUGCCGCUCUUCAACGAGACCAUGUUUUCGUACGCCAGCGCCCCUUGGCCCCAGUCCCUCCUCAGUUACCUGUCCUUCAUGGAGUUUGAGAUCACCUUUCAGCCGACCAGUCCUGACGGCACGCUGCUCUACAGCGACGACGCCAGCAGCCGGGACUUCUUGGCCAUCAACCUGGUGGAAGGAUACGUGGAGUUCCGCUUUGACUGUGGCUCUGGAGGGUCUGUCAUUAGGAGUGAGGAGCAGGUCAGUAUAGGCGCAUGGCAUGAGCUGCGGGUGUCUCGUACAGCCAAGAGUGGCAUCCUGCAGGUGGACAACCAGAGGCCCAUGGAGGGCAUAGCUGAGGGAGCCUUCACUCAGAUCAAGUGCAGCUCUCCUCUGUACAUCGGCGGAGUUCCACAAUAUGACAAAACCAAGAGGGCCGCGGCCGUGCUCCGCCCCUUCAGCGGCACCAUCCAGAAGCUGGUUCUGAAUGACCGCAGCAUCCCACUGACCAAGGACUUUGCUCUGGGGGUGAAUGUGGAGAACGCAGCCCACCCAUGUGUGCAGAGUCCCUGUGCCAACGGCGGCACCUGCAGGCCCAAAUGGGAUGGCUACGAGUGUGACUGCUCUCUCGGCUACGAUGGCCGGCACUGCCAGAAGGAAUGUGGGAAUUACUGUUUAAACACUGUCACAGAGGCCAUUGAGAUUCCACAAUUCAUUGGCCGCAGCUACCUCACAUACGACAAUCGUGAAAUCCUGAAAAGGGUUUCGGGUGUCAGGACCAACAUGUUUAUGCGCUUUAAGAGCACUGCGAAGGAUGGUCUGUUGCUAUGGCGAGGCGACAGCCAAGUGAGGCCCAACAGUGACUUCCUGUCUUUAGGACUGCAGGAUGGAGCACUCAUUUUCAGCUAUAACCUGGGCAGUGGUGUGGCCAAUGUGAUCGUUCAACGGAACAUUCAGCGAUGGGAGUGGCACAGAACUGGGAAUGAAGGACCCCAAGAAGCACACCACAACCUGGCUACUCAGCUUACAGAGACAGUGGUAACCAUGGAGAUGUCCGGGGACAUUGUUUAUACCAAUGAAGAUGUUUUCUGGGAACCGUUUGGAGUUGAACACCAUAACUAUGUCUUUGAAGAGUCCAUGUGUGAAACCCAGAUGUGUCUACUUACUAAGACUGGGAUGAGGAGACCCCAAGAAGCACACCACACCCUGGCUACUCAGGUUCUGAGAGCUCAGUGA
This is a messenger RNA of Salvelinus sp. IW2-2015, 2962 nucleotides long. RefSeq names its product pikachurin. The record is from RefSeq and is a predicted model, not a curated record. Lineage: Eukaryota; Metazoa; Chordata; Actinopteri; Salmoniformes; Salmonidae. Gene Ontology annotation, molecular function: calcium ion binding; protein binding.